Molecule: messenger RNA, 8618 nt
Organism: Lates calcarifer (barramundi perch)
Lineage: Eukaryota; Metazoa; Chordata; Actinopteri; Centropomidae
Gene: pcdh7a
Product: protocadherin 7a
Biological process (GO): homophilic cell-cell adhesion
Cellular component (GO): plasma membrane
Molecular function (GO): calcium ion binding
Source: RefSeq, a predicted model, not a curated record
AGAGAGAGAGAGAGAGAGAGAGAGAGAGAGAGAGAGAGAGAGAGAGAGAGAGAGAGAGACUGCAGCAUCGCUGGAGACCGGCAGCAGCAGCAGUCCCAAGCAGUGCAGGUGAGAGGGGGGGAAAGCCAGAGGAGGAGGAGGCGCAUGUGGAGGAUAGAGAGAGAGAGAGAGAGCGAGAGAGAGAGAGAGAGUGAGAGAGAGAAUGCGGGACUCUUGGAAAAAGACGCAUCUACACUCGGUCCAUCACCGAGACAUCCAUCCCGAACACAGGGCUGCGCAGGAUUACUCUGAAUUGACGCUGCUCUCGGGAUCUCCCUUUUAGCUCGCCAAGAGAGGCACUCGUUUUCUGUUUUAUGUGAAAAAAAAAUUAUGACGAGAAACUCCCCCUGAAAAGCACUCUUGUCCUCCUCAUAACUUGCGUGGAGGAAUCCGACGGCUUGGCACGUUGCUCCACUGCGGAGGAGAAAAAAAGGAGGAAAACGCAGCUGGAUCCGAAGCAGGAUGGAUUUUUUGAUACCACUGUGGCAUGAACAGCCCAGCAAGACUACGGAAUUAUUAUUAUAGAAGUUGCAACAAAAAACCCCACCGCUGAGUAUAGGAGGAGAAUAAAAGAGAGGAGCCUGCACCGCUGAAGUGAACUACAGAGAGAGUGAGAGUGCAGAAGAAGCUUUUCCCCGGACCUCAGGCGGCAGUCCGCAGAGAGCGAUAGGGAGAGGGUGAGAAAGGAUAAAUCAAACACCCACGCUGAGGUGAGGUACACCAGACCACAAAACACCAAUAAAGAAGAGACGAGCCUCGCAGCUUGGAGGCAGACAGAGCGGGAAGGAGAGAGGCGAGAGGAAAAGAAGGAGCCAUGCAGAGGCUUGGUGCAGUGCACUCCUCCGCGGCGCAGGCUCUCAGCCUCGUGGUCUUAGUGCUGCAGCUGCUGACUCAGCCACCGGGUGCCGACUCAGCUCUCCGGUACCGGGUGGCGGAGGAGGGCCCACCUGACGUCAAGAUCGGCAACGUGGCCGCCGACCUGGGCCUCACGGCAGGUACGGGCAGCGGGGACGUCACCUUCGCCCUGGAGAGCGGCUCAGAGUACUUCAAGAUCGACAACGUGACAGGUGAGCUGACGACAGGCCCACGGCGCAUCGACAGGGAGAAGCUGCCUCAAUGUCAGAUGAUAUUUGAUGAGAACGAGUGUUUCUUGGACUUUGAGGUGUCAGUGAUAGGGCCGCUGCAGAGCUGGGUAGACCUGUUCGAAGGUCGUGUGGUCAUAACAGACAUCAAUGACAACACACCUUCCUUCCCCUCACCUGUGCUCCAGCUCUCAGUUGAGGAAAAUCGCCCAAUAGGAACCCUUUACCUGCUGCCCACAGCAACAGACAGGGACUUUGGACGAAAUGGUAUUGACCGGUACGAGCUGAUCCAAGAUGGUGGAGCUGGGACCAGUUCAGCUAGGCGCACAUCAGGAGGGAACCCCAUCACCAGAGUAGAUGGACUUGCGGAUAGGAGGGGAAGAAGUGGAGAUAAUGCAGGAGGAGCCAGGAGCAGUGUGUUUGAACUACAAGUUGCGGACAUACCAGAUGGCGAAAAACAGCCACAGCUCAUUGUGAAAGGCACAUUGGAUCGUGAGCAAAAAGACUCCUAUGAGCUCGUCCUCAGGGUUCGAGAUGGAGGGAACCCACCACGUUCCUCCCAAGCCCUGCUUCGUGUUUCCAUCACCGAUGUGAAUGACAACAGCCCACAGUUUGAGAGGUCCACAUAUGAGGCAGAAAUGGCAGAAAAUGCUCCUCCAGGCACACCUGUCCUCCAGGUGAGAGCUUCAGACCGUGACAUUGGAGUCAACGGGCAGGUGGAGUAUGUCUUUGGAGCUGCUACUGAGUCUGUCAGGCGACUCCUGCGGCUGGACGAGGCCACCGGUUGGCUGAGCGUUCUUCACAGGAUUGACAGGGAGGAGGUGGCUCAACUGAGGUUCACUGUAAUGGCCAGGGACAGGGGUCAGCCUCCCCGCACUGACCGAACCACUGUAGUUUUGGCCGUCCGAGAUGAAAAUGACAACGUCCCGGUCGUAGAGAUCCGAAAGAUUGGACGGAUCCCUGUUCGAGACGGUGCAGCAUUAGUACCAGAGAAUGUUUUGGUGGACACGCCAGUAGCUCUGGUACAGGUGUCAGACAGAGACCAGGGAGAGAAUGGGGCUGUGACAUGCACAGUUGUAGGAGACGUCCCAUUCACACUGAAGCCAGCUGGUGAAACAGCACUCCCACCCCUACCUGCAGAUGAAGCCUUCGACAGGAACAAGAAAAAAUACUUCUUACAUACUUCCGCCUUGCUGGACUAUGAGACCACCAAAGAGUACAGUGUUACUAUUGUGGCUGUAGAUUCUGGAAGCCCCAGUCUGUCCAGUAACAGCUCACUGAUGGUGAGAGUGGUAGAUAUCAAUGACCAUGCCCCAACCUUUGCCCAGAGUGUUGUGGAGGUCCACUUUGCAGAGAACAACUCACCUGGUGAGAGGGUAGUCACUGUGGUGGCGACAGAUGCAGACAGUGGCAAGAAUGCAGAGAUUGCAUACUCCUUGGACCCUGCAGCUAAUGGGCCAUUUUACAUAGAUGCAGAUAAUGGAGAUAUCCGCGCCACUGGGGUUCUGGACCGUGAGCAGCGAGAGAGGUAUGAACUCCGGGUUAUUGCCAAGGACAAGGGCACCCCCUCUAUGCAGGGCUCUGCGACUGUUGUUGUUCAGGUGACCGACCGAAAUGACAAUGCGCCAAAGUUUGUUCAGGAAAUCUUUACGUUCUACGUCAAAGAGAACCUGCUUGCCAACAGCCCAGUUGGCAUGGUCACUGUUACUGAUGCUGACGAAGGCGAGAACGCAGAACUUAGUCUGUUUGUAGAGAUGGAUGGAGCUGACGAGAAGAGGGCAGGUGAGAAGAUGGAGGGUGAAGAUGGAGAGAAAGAGCGAGGCGAAGAAGUGUUUUCCAUCGAGAACAACACAGGAACUAUCUUCUCCUCUGCAUCAUUUGACCGUGAAAAGCUCUCCACCUACACCUUCCGUGUCCGGGCUGUGGAUGGAGGGGAGCCCCGCAAAACUGCCACUGCUACUGUCUCACUCUUUGUGACAGAUGAAAAUGACAAUGCCCCCUCAAUCACCUCUCCAGCCAACGAGUCCUACACCCUUCUCCCACCUGCCAGCAGUGCCCGCACCAUCGUCAGGACUGUGACUGCCAUAGACUCGGACACAGGCCCAAAUGCGGACCUUCGCUACGCUCUAGUGGGGGGAAAUCCCUUCAGACUGUUUGAGAUUGGUCACACCAAUGGAGUGAUCACCCUGGCAGAACCCCUGGAGCGGCGCCACAAAGGUCUGCAUCGCCUGGUGGUCCGGGUCAACGAUAGUGGGGUCCCCUCUCUCUGUGCCACUGCCCUGGUUCAUGUCUUCAUUAAUGAGAGCUUGGCCAACGCCACCCUGGUGGAUGCACAGGUGGCCCGAAGUCUGAUGGCACCACUGUCUCUGGACAUCGCAGGGGACCCUGACAGUGAGCGUGCAUUAGGGAAACAGCGCCUCAGUGUAGCUAUCGGUGUCCUGGCGGGAGCUGCAGCGGUCAUCCUGGUGAUUCUGCUUGUGGUCACAGCUCGGCAGUGCGGUGCUCAGGGGAAGAACGGCUACGAGGCCGGUAAGAAGGAGCCAGAGGAAGACUUCUUCAGUCCUCCCGGGGCUCAACCACAGGCCGGGCGUGGUGGGGGAUCAGACCGUGGGCGCAAACCUCGACGGGACAAACGCAACGGAAGUGGCGGUAGUGCAGUAGCAGGAGGAGGGAAGUCAGACAGGUCACUCUACAGCGGUAUCGUCACAGUCAACGGACUGCGUCGCCACGCCAAUGACGAUGAUGAGGAGGAUUUGAGUAGUGCCAGCGAGCGCCUGGCAGCCCGCUACUGUGCUGUGGACGGUGACCCCGGCAGCCCGCGGAUGGGCGGUGGCAGGAGGCACCAGUCGAGCCCAGAUCUUGCCAGGCACUACAAAUCCAGCUCACCUCUCCCUGCAGUGAACCUACAGCCCCACUCCCCCCCAGCUGAGGGAAAGAAGCACCAGGCGGUCCAGGAGCUGCCCCCCUCCAACACCUUUGUGGGCAGUGGAGGUUGUGUGGGGAGCGCCGGCUCCAGCAGCAGCAGCAGUGGGGGAAGUGGCAAUGCAGAUGCCAUGUCCCUGGGAUCUGACCAGUGCUCAGAGUACGGCUGCCAGACUGGGAACAAGUACAGCAAACAGGGGACCCUUCGCCGGGUGACCUUCUCGGUAGUCAGCCAGCCCCAGGACGGUGGUUGCUAUGACAGUGGCAUGGAGGACUCGGAGACACCGAGCAGCAAGAGUUCAUCUGGGCCACGGCUGGGAGCUCUGCCGCUGCCCGAGGAAGGCUACGAGCGAACCACACCGGAGGGCAGUGUGGGGGAGGAGGAGCAUGUGGAGAACGAUGCCAGACAGCUGCCAGACGUAGCUCUGACAGGAAAGUGUACCAGGGAGUGCGAUGAAUUUGGCCACUCUGACACUUGCUGGAUGCCUGUCCGCCCUUCCCCUCACCAGCGCCAGCGCCACGGCAGCGACCCCCCGCGGCUCUCCACCUUUGCCCCGGGAGAUGAUAACAACAAUCUCCGUGGUAACGACCAUGAGAGCGACAGUGAGAGUGCCGGCAGCGCAGGGAGCUCAGAGCCUGGGGUGGUCGUCAGUGGAGAAGGUCAGCGAUUACCCUUGGCCAACGGGGAUCCUCUUGGCACCCUGGGUAGCGGAGACCGCAACAGGAACAUGGGCGAUCACAACCGUAACCUUCUGAACCGCAAGAUGACUUCAGCAUCCUACGACACCUUUAGUAGCGCGGGCUUCGGGAGGCGCCAGCAAGAGGAGGAAGGAGGAGAGGGCCAGAAACCACCUGAGGUCAUACCACUGACGCGGACAGGAGGGGACUACAAGACCACAUCCUGUCUCACAUUGUCUCGCCGCGAGGUCUACCUGUGACAGCUUUGCAACGGAGCAAUCACCACACAAUUCCUUUUUCUUUAAUAGAGGGAGGGUUAAGACUCUAUUGGCAAGUCAUCAGUUUGGAGGGCCUUUUAAAUCUGUGAAGAUGUGAAAAUGUCAAGGAAGAUGUUUUCCAAAAGCUGCGUAUCAAAUUGGAACUUUUGGAUUCUGACUAAUAUUUAUCGGCACUUAAACUUAAGCAAGCGAUGGAUCAACUCUUUGGAGAGCCCUGACCACAAGUACUUUGUAAAAAAGUGUUUUUUUAAAACUACCAGUGAAAGUUGUUGGCAGGCAAAGGUCCUGUCAUGUCCUUGUGGAGGAGGACAACUUCAUCUCCUCUUCUUUUUACUUGAAUCCAAUGCAUGCCAGAGGGAUCUGUGUGAAGAGGAGAGAGAUUGAGACUGAGUAAAUCCUGGUGUUAGAAAUGCCUCAAUACAUAUAAAAACUUUCUCUGAGGCUACAUCAGACCAGAUUUGGACUCAGCUGAUGAACCAUCUUCUGAAAAACCACUGAGGUCUUAACCAGUAAAAACAGAUGAAAAGAAGUAACGGGUCUUUGAUUGAGUUAUUUGGAUCUAAUUCAAACCAAUCAAACUUUAUAAUGCCUAAUCAUCUUUAUCUUAACACAAAACGGGAAUAUUAACCAAUGAAACUGCUAAGCCCGUGAGAAUCUUAAGUCAUAAACAGAGUAUCAAAGUACCAACAAAUGUGUGGUCACUGUACAGUUACACAGUAGAAAAAAAUAAAUGUGCUGAUCUCAAAAAUCAGGUACUGUUUAAAAAUAGAAAUAAUUCAGAACAAACUUCAACAGUGUGAAAACAAAGACUUUUUUUUACAGUUAUCAAAUGUAACCAUUCAAAAUACAAGGUUCUCAUAGAGUGUCAGUAGUGCCACAGUUUGUCCGGCGUGUGUGAAAAUAUGUGUUUAUUAUUUUGCCUUCACGCCCAGUCUGUAUGUAUAUAUUGUGUGUGUAUUGAUAAAAACUGCAGCAUUCUCUCUGCUGCGUGUCCACCAUUUCAGAGUAGACUGAGGUGCUGAGGUCACAACGCACCCACGGUAUCCUAACAGUGUUCAUGUAUCAUAAAUGUUUGAUCAUACACAUGCACACAUGUACACAUGCACGCAUGCACGCACUUACACACACAGGCCUUAGCAUGUAAACAUAAACUCAUACAGUGCAUUAACAGAAUGUGAACAUGCAUAGGGCCACAGUUUAUGACAUGAUUCAGUGGCAGUGUAACAUAAAGUAUAUAAUAACUUGCAUUAACUUUCAUUCAGAAAACAUUACACACACACACACACACACACACACACCAUAUUAAUACAUAAGUAGAAACACAAAACCAUAUUAAGAUGUGCGCAAUGCGCAAAAUUCAUAUGCACUAUGUGUGUAUGUGCUCUCAAUCAUAAUUUUUUACAUAUUGCCUCUCAUUGAACUAGCUGUAGCAUUUUGCCUGCUCCCCUCCAGCCAGUAUUUAAACAUGAAUUGUAUUUAAAUAAUUACUCAUCUCUCUGACUGACUGGGCUACAUUAAAGGGAAUUUCAAUGACAUCACUGUAUGUAAUGAUAAACAAUGUGGGAACAUGAGAUAUUCUGCAUACUGUAAGUAGGACUCAUAGAAAAACCAAAUUUCUGUAAUUUCUGUAAGGAAAAAAAAGGAAACGAAAAAAAGACUCUGCAUGAAAGAAAGAUAAUGCUAACUUUUUUUCUCUCUUUUUUUAAACCACACGCCUUUUUAGAUACCACGCCUAUUUGGAUACAUCUGUAUUAAAUGUGUGUGCUAAGGGGAAAUGGAGAUAAUGAUGGCAGCAAGGGAGUUAGCUUCAGUGGAUUAAACUGUUGCUUCUUUAUCACAGAGCAAGCUUGGGCUAACCUUGGGUCUUUCUCUCAGUUUCCACACCCCUGAGUUGGCACGAAGGGUGCCGCAGGCUGUAACAAAAAAGAACACAAUGUAGUGGGAGCACAGAGUUCUGCUGCGACCCUUUUCACCGCACAGUGCCGACCUGAACACGCCCAUACUGCUGUGCUGAACCGCGUAGAUAACAAACUCCUUCACAUUUGUCCUUCCCAGCAGCUACUGCACGACUCCAGACACACUCUGCUGCACUGGGCUGAAGAGUGGGUGUGGAUCGAGGCCAGCACAUCUUAAUUCCCAUCAUCAGUGUGUGGUUCAGUGGUGUGAUAGGGAUAAUAGGGUUAGGUCGUCCCUGUGGUCUUAAUGAGUUUCCUUUCUCCUCUCUUCUCCUCUCUUGAUCUGCACUGAUCUCAUUAACGUCUGGAUAGGCGAAUGUAACACUGCUGGAAAUUGCUAGCAAGUGUGUCUCUUCAUUUUUUUCUGGUUGUUUUGAAUUAGAUGAGGUGAAAGAGAUGUAUUUAUAAGAAUAUACUGCAAUUUAGUUUAGAGAUCCUUCCCGAGCUUAGAGUCAGAAACAAGAGCAACACUCAGGUAAGAUGCAUGACAGUGUUAAACCUAACUACUUGUGGUUUAGGACACACACAAACCCACACACUGUUGCUGCUUGACUGCCCCCUCACUAAAACUGUAAUUUUUAUGUGGAAACAGUUAAGUAGUAAGUAUCAUAACUCUUCUUGAUUUUUCAGUCGUUAUCAGGCUGAGAAAUGGGAGCGCUCUACGUGCGUUAAAACAAUUUGUAUACCUGUAUAUACCUUCAACUUUACAACUCUGUAAGCUUGUUCUGGACCACUGAUGUACUUACUCCCUAAGCCUUCAUUAGCCCCAGUUCCCCAACAUGGCUGUUUACUGAGCUCUGUUAUCGAUGGACUGUGCUGAGGAUGCGAUAAAACUCGAGGCUUAACAUAUGGAGUUAUUGUUCGUGGAGAGUUCACACUGAAAAGGGAUUUGUGCAAACAAUCACAACAUCCUGCAGGGUACAUACAUUGAGACAUGUGCUCAUUCUCUGGGAUAAAUGUGUCUCAAUCGCCUUGGACGACAGAAAGGUCUCGAAGAACUAAUGUCCAGUUUGUGAGUUUUGGAAAGAGACUCUUGACACAGCCCUGCCUCAACAAAGUGGCAGAUAUUUCUUCAAACUGCUGUUUUAUGGCAGUUCCAUUAUGGCACCUUUCAAACCCCUCUGAUCUGGAUUUAAGGGAACUUGCUGUACAUGAAUUUGUGUGGGUGUGUAUCUUUUUUUAUACUGCACGUUUAAACAUGAAUAUGUUUCAGUCUACUGCAAAACACAGAGGGGAGACAGACAGAGAAGAGCGUUAACGUCUGAGAUCUGUCACCCAGUAAUCAAGACAUUUUUAAAAACAGACGCUUCAGCGGACAUCAUGUACCUGUCAUUCCCCUCGUGCUGUUAUCCUUAUAGCCAUGUACAGAUAAAACUACACUGUAGAACAGAAAACUGGAAUCCAUAACAGACAAUGGCAUGCUUAAGGUCUUCAAAUCUGCACUUGAGAAAAAAAUGAGAAAAAACUGUUAUUUUUAUUUUCCUCUUCUUUGUUUUCUUUUCUUAUGGGGCUGGCUCUGUUUUUUGCUGCUCCCAUCCUGUAAUUACGUAAUGAACUAAUUGCAUUUGCUAUGACGAGGAAGAAGAGGAGCUGUCGACGAAUGGUUUGGUAUGAAGAUGAAUCAUGUAAAAGUUUGACUUUGACAUUAAAAACUUCAAACACUC